AUGGAUUCUCAGGCUGAUGGAAACCACACUGCAGUGACAGAGUUCGUUUUGUUAGGCUUAACAGAUGACCCAGUCCUUCGAGUCUUCCUCUUCAUGAUCAUCCUGUGCAUCUACCUGGUCACCAUAUCUGGCAAUCUCAGCACAAUCAUUCUUAUCAGAGUCUCUUCUCAGCUCCAGCAUCCCAUGUACUUUUUUCUGAGCCACUUAGCUUUUGUAGAUGUAGUUAUUUCCUCUUCAGUUACACCCAGUAUGCUUAUUAACUUCCUUGUGGAGAGAAAUACAAUCUCCUAUCUUGGAUGUGCCAUUCAACUUGGUUUAAUUGUUUCCUUUGGAUCAACUGAGUGCUUCCUUCUGGCUGCCAUGGCAUAUGAUCGAUUUGUGGCCAUCUGCAACCCACUGCUGUAUCCAACCAAAAUGUCCACACAAGUCUGUGUCCAGUUACUUGUAGUAGCUUACAUAGGUGGUUUUCUGAAUGCUUCUUCCUUUACCCUUUCCUUCCUUUCUUUGCUUUUCUGUGGAUCAAAUAGAAUCAAUCACUUUUUCUGUGAUUUUGCUCCUGUAGUUGAACUCUCCUGUUCUGAGCUCAGUGUCCUCACAGUUCUUCCUUCAUUUACUUCUGGCUCCAUCAUUGUAGUCACUGUUAUUGUAAUUGCCAUCUCUUACAUCUACAUCCUCAUCACCAUCCUGAAGAUGCACUCCACUGAUGGCCGCCACAGGGCCUUCUCCACCUGCACCUCCCACUUCACUGUGGUCACUCUGUACUAUGGGACAGUUACAUUCAUUUAUGUGAUGCCCAAGUCCAGCUACUCCACUGACCAGAACAAGGUGAUAUCUGUGUUCUACGUGGUAGUGAUCCCUAUGUUGAACCCCCUCAUCUACAGUCUCAGGAAUAAUGAGAUUAGAGGGGCUCUGAAGAGAAAUCUUGGUAGGAAAAUAUUUUCUUAG
Molecule: messenger RNA, 945 nt
Organism: Castor canadensis (American beaver)
Lineage: Eukaryota; Metazoa; Chordata; Mammalia; Rodentia; Castoridae
Product: olfactory receptor 5P6-like
Biological process (GO): G protein-coupled receptor signaling pathway
Cellular component (GO): membrane
Molecular function (GO): G protein-coupled receptor activity; olfactory receptor activity
Source: RefSeq, a predicted model, not a curated record